This is a messenger RNA of Prunus dulcis (almond), 4363 nucleotides long. Its product is annotated as pentatricopeptide repeat-containing protein At1g25360-like. Gene Ontology annotation, molecular function: RNA binding; zinc ion binding; protein binding. The transcript has 3 exons. The record is from RefSeq and is a predicted model, not a curated record. Gene Ontology annotation, biological process: RNA modification. NCBI's taxonomy places the organism in Eukaryota, Viridiplantae, Streptophyta, Magnoliopsida, Rosales, Rosaceae. The coding region runs from base 170 to 2449 and encodes 759 amino acids.
AAAGGAGAAUCCCAUUUCAAUUUUGCCCGCUUUCCCAUCUUUUGCCCUCUGCCUCGCUUUCAAUCUCUUCAUCUUCUUUACAGUGGCUCACCGUUACGCAGCCCAACUGCAGCUAUGCUGCCCUCAAAGCCCCGUCUCAUACUCUAUAGCUCGAACGACCCAUGCCCACAUGAUAGCAUCUGGGUUCAAGCCACGUGGUCAUAUUCUUAACCGCUUGAUUGAUGUCUACUGUAAAUCUUCAAAUUUUAGUUAUGCCCACCAACUGUUCGAUCAAAUUCCAAAACCAGACAUUGUUGCUAGAACCACCUUGAUUACGGCGUACUCUGCCAUUGGGAAUCUAACUCUGGCUCGGAAGAUAUUCAAUGAAACUCCAUUGAGCAUGCGAGACACUGUUUGUUACAAUGCGAUGAUCACAGGCUAUUCUCGUAACAAUGAUGGCUAUGCCUCUAUUAGACUAUUUUGUGAGAUGAGGCAAGGUGGUUUUAGGCCAGACGAUUUCACAUAUACGACUGUACUAAGUGGUGCGGCACAGAUAGUGGAUGUUGAAAAGCAGUGCCAGCAACUACAUUGUGCAGUAGUUAAGUCAGGAACAGGGUUUGCCACUUCGGUGUGGAAUGCGCUGUUAUCUGUUUAUGUUAGAUGUGCUUCUUCACCAUUAGUAUCAUCAUCAUCAUUGAUGGGUGAAGCUAGGAAUUUGUUUAAUGAGAUGCCUGAGAGAGAUGAACUAUCAUGGACAACGAUGAUUACUGGGUACAUAAGGAAUGAAGACCUUCAUGCAGCUCGGGAAUUGCUAGAUGGGAUGGAUGAAAGGAUGGAAGUUGUAUGGAAUGCGAUGAUUUCGGGUUAUGCUCACCACAAUUCUUUUCAAGAAGCAUUGCUAUUGUUUAGGAAAAUGCGGUUACUGGGGAUUCAUCAGGAUGAAUUUACAUACACUAGUGUUAUUAGUACUUGCGCUAAUAAUGGACUAUUUCAGCUUGGGAAGCAGGUGCAUGCUUACAUACUUAGAACCGAAGCGAAGCCUACUGUGGAUUUUUCAUUAUCUGUGAACAAUACAUUGCUUACACUAUAUUACAAAUGUGGUAAACUUGAUGAAGCACAGUAUAUUUUUAAUAAUAUGCCUGUUAAAGAUCUUGUUUCUUGGAAUGCAAUCCUUUCAGGGUAUGUUAGUGCAGGGCGCAUCCAGGAAGCAAAAUCCUUUUUUAAGGAAAUGCCAGAGAGGAGCAUUCUGACAUGGACUGUGAUGAUAUCUGGUUUAGCUCAAAAUGGAUUAGGAGAAGAAGCGAUGAAGCUAUUCAACCAAAUGCGAUUAGAAGGUUUUGAACCGUGUGAUUAUGCAUUUUCUGGAGCAAUUACAUCUUGUGCUGCGCUUGGAGCAUUGGAGCAUGGACGCCAGCUCCAUGCUCAACUAAUUAGCUUGGGGUUUGAUUCAAGCCUUUCAGCUGCAAAUGCACUCAUCACAAUGUAUGCAAGAUGCGGAGUUUUCGAGGAUGCGAACUCUGUGUUUCUUACCAUGCCUUAUAUUGAUUCAGUGUCUUGGAAUGCUACGAUUGCAGCUCUGGCCCAACAUGGACAUGGUGUUCAAGCAAUAGACCUUUUUGAAAAAAUGUUGAAGGCAGAUAUACUACCAGAUAGAAUAACUUUCCUCAUCAUUCUAUCAGCUUGUAGUCAUGCUGGUUUAGUCAAGGAAGGGCGCCAUUAUUUUAGUUCAAUGCGUGUCUCUUAUGGUAUUAGCCCUGAUGAAGGCCAUUAUGCUCGCAUGAUUGAUCUGUUGUGUCGAUGUGGGGAGUUCACAGAAGCCAAGGGCUUGAUUGAAUCAAUGCCUUUUGAGCCAGGUGCACCGAUUUGGGAGGCUCUUCUUGCUGGUUGUCGGACUCAUGGGAAUAUGGAUUUAGGAAUUCAAGCAGCAGAACGACUCUUUGAGUUGGUGCCACAACACGAUGGAACUUACAUACUUUUGUCGAACCUGUAUGCCGCUAUAGGCCGUUGGGAUGAUGUGGCUAAGGUGCGGCAACUAAUGAGAGAUCGAGGGGUUAAGAAAGAGCCUGGUUGUAGUUGGAUUGACGUUGAAAACAUGGUCCACGUCUUCUUAGUUGGUGAUACUGUGCACCCUGAGGUCCAAGCCGUGUACAAAUAUCUUGAGCAACUAGGACUUGAAAUGAGGAAGUUAGGAUAUCUCCCUGACACAAAGUUUGUGUUGCAUGAUAUGGAGUCUGAGCAUAAGGAGUAUUCCUUGUCCACUCACAGUGAGAAGCUUGCAGUUGCAUUUGGGCUCAUGAAGCUUCCUCUCGGAGCCACAAUCAGAGUUUUUAAGAAUCUUAGGAUUUGUGGGGAUUGCCAUACUGCAAUUAAGUUUAUGUCAAGAGUGGUUGGAAGAGACAUAAUUGUGAGGGAUGCGAAGAGGUUUCAUCAUUUUAGGAAUGGUGAAUGCUCUUGUGGCAAUUACUGGUAAUCUGGCCCGAGCUUGAUGGGAGGAGGUUUUAUAAAUACUUGGCGGGUUGAUCCCCUCAACCACCAGGUUCGAAAGAGAAGCGAAAAUUUCAAACAUAUGUUCUCGUAGCUAUCAGGCUCCUGAACUAAUCUUUGGUGCAAAGAAUAUUCAACACCCAUUAAUAUCUGGGCCGCUGGUUGUGUCCUUGCUGAGCUUCUUCUGGGACAGGUUAUGGACUGCUUUGGGUUAUUGUUGGCCUAAGUUAACCUGGGUUAAAGAAUAUUUACUUCUUAACUGAUCAAAACAAUUCAAAGUCUUCUACAGCCAUUGUUUCCAGGAGAGGAUGCAGUGGACCAACUUGUAGAGAUUAUCAAGGUCAAGCCUCACUAUCGCUGCUGAACUAAGUGGAUCAUGUAAUUGUGUGAGCAUACAGUUUAGGUGUCUUCUUGCAGGUUCUUGGCAAUGCAACUAGACAAUAAAUUUGAUGCAUGGAAUCCAAAUCAUAAAGAUUUUAGGUUCCUUCCUAUUAAAGCUCGUCCCUGGCAUAAGGUUUGCACCGCAGUGAGUUGGACUUUUCUUCCCACGGAGCUCUUCUAUUGUUUCGAGAUAAAACCCAAGCAGUUAUGCAUUGUCAUACAGAUUUUAGAUGAGUUGGCUCUAUUUGGCAAGUUUCAUUUUGGCACUGCUGUGCUGCUUGAGUUUGAUACUUCCACUUCAUGACAUGCAUAAUAUCCAAAUUCUCACUGAUCGCGCCAUUACAGCUAGAAGCAUGCACACAUUCUUUCAUUGCUUAACUUCGUGAGCCCAAUGCUCUCCUUCCAGAUGAACUUUUUUUUAUCUGUUAAUCAUUCACAUGACAAAACAUCAAAGUACGUCAAGUGUUAAGUGUCCGUAUUUGUUGCUUGUUCAUGCCCCUAGAUGCAUUUUUCCUUGCUUCUUUUAUGGGGACUACAGAGGUGCCUGUGAUCAAUCUUAGCGCCUUAAAGCUGACCAACACAGAACUCUACUGAUUCAGAUAUGCUGAGCUUUUUGCCACUUAAACUUAAGUGCUUGUGGGUAAUUACGUGAUAGAGGACAUGCCCUUUUACGUACGUGUAUUGUUAAAUAAAUCUCGAGUUAUAUGAAAUUUCUUCAAAUUUACCUAGGUUUGGUAUGGUUGCAUAACCUGGAAAGAGUACAGUAGGGGCAUCUAAGAUGAAAAUUUUCAGUUGUUUUUUCUUGGCAAUCACAUUCUACUAAAAGUUUCAAUGUACUUAUUCCCCCAACUCUGCCUCCAAAAUUGAUUUGCCGUUAAAUGGAGCUUCACCGGAACUGAUCAACAGGCUCAUACAGGAGCAUAUGCGGCAGCAGACUGGUCUUGGAUUCCCACACCCAGUUCGUACUUGAAUGUAAAGUCAUGAAACAAGGAAUUAUUUCUUGUACUAGUGGAUGGAUGUGAAGCACACGAGGGCCUCUUUGUGGUCUUAUAUAACACACUCAGCAUUUUAGCCUAAUCUGCUGCUCUCUGGCUUAACCUGGAAAUGGUUAAUCCUGUCUACCAUGCCAGUUUAGCGGAAAAUUACCGUCUUCCUGCAUCUGUGCAUCGUUUUGAUUGCAAGGAUUACGGGAAACCAAGUGCAUAAUGCAUUCAAAUCUAGUGUUCGUUGUGGUCCUGCCUCGAAGUAUGUUUGACAGCGCAGAGCUAGAGCUUGAGCUUGAGCAUCAUGUAAUACAAUAUUCUUGCCUAGUGUUUGGAGGUGGUAUCUGUGCAAUUGGUAGUAACACAGCUGCUUGGUGGAAAUUAAUUAACUUGUAUUGGAGAAAUGAUUAGCCACCAUUCAUAUAUUAAUUUGUCAAUUUGCUGACAAAAGCAUGCAAAUAGCUUAUAAAUCUUUAUUCCUUACGAUAUUUUGAUGCAACAAAAUGCUUCAGACCUAAUUUAUUGGUGAAGGCAAA